This is a messenger RNA of Panthera uncia (snow leopard), 2557 nucleotides long. RefSeq names its product thromboxane A2 receptor (gene TBXA2R). Gene Ontology annotation, biological process: positive regulation of cytosolic calcium ion concentration; adenylate cyclase-activating G protein-coupled receptor signaling pathway; positive regulation of blood pressure. Bases 484 to 1515 code for a protein of 343 amino acids. Gene Ontology annotation, cellular component: plasma membrane. The transcript is spliced from 3 exons. Gene Ontology annotation, molecular function: thromboxane A2 receptor activity. The record is from RefSeq and is a predicted model, not a curated record. NCBI's taxonomy places the organism in Eukaryota, Metazoa, Chordata, Mammalia, Carnivora, Felidae.
GCCUGAGGGGCGUGGCCAGCGCCAGGGGGAGGGGCCGGUGAGAGACGCAGGAGAGACAGACAGGGACCGACAGGGCGCGGGCCGCUGCGCGGAGCCCCCAUCCUGGGCUAUUUUUAGCCCCCGCGGACCCCGCUUCCAGGCGGGGAGGACUCGGCGCCCCUCCUCCAGCCCCGGAGGACGUCGCGCAGCCUGGCGUCCUGAGCUGCCGCGCCCUCCAUCCGUGCCCUGCGGAAACGGGGCAGCGCCGGGGUCCUCUGUGCGUCCCGCCCCCGGCCGUGACUCGGUUUCCCCGGGGGCCCCGGGAGGCCCGACCGCCCUGCUCCCCGCUCCGCCCUCCCCGGCCUGAGCCCGACACCCGCACGUCGGCCAGCCGGGCUGUGCGACAGGGGCGACCCCAGCGCAGGCCACGGAUCGUCGUCUCCAGGUGUGCCCGAGCCGCCCCCGCCCGCCGCCCCCGGCCCGAUGGGUUGGUGACCCGGCGCCAUGUGGCCCAACGGCAGCGCCCCGGGGCCCUGUUUCCGGCCCACCAACAUCACCCUGGAAGAGCGGCAGCUCAUCGCCUCCCCCUGGUUCGCCGCCUCCUUCUGCCUCGUGGGCCUGGCGUCCAACCUGCUGGCCCUGAGCGUGCUGGCCGGUGCGCGGCAGGGCGGCUCGCACGCCCGCUCCUCCUUCCUCACCUUCCUCUGCGGCCUGGUCCUCACCGACUUCGUGGGGCUGCUGGUCACCGGCGCCAUCGUGGUGGCCCAGCACGCCAUCCUCUUCGACUGGCGCGCCGUGGACCCCGGCUGCCGCCUCUGCCAGUUCAUGGGCGUCGUCAUGGUCUUCUUCGGCCUCUGCCCGCUGUGGCUGGGGGCCGCCAUGGCCUCGGAGCGCUACCUGGGCAUCACCCGGCCCUUCUCGCGGCCCGCGGCCGCCUCCCGGCGCCGCGCCUGGGCCACGGUGGGGCUGGUGUGGACCUCGGCGCUGGCGCUGGGCCUGCUGCCCCUGCUGGGCGUCGGCCGCUACACGGUGCAGUAUCCCGGCUCCUGGUGCUUCCUGACGCUCGGCGCCCAGCCCGGGGACGUGGCCUUCGGCCUGCUGUUCUCGCUCCUGGGCGGCCUCUCGGUGGGGCUGUCCUUCCUGCUCAACACGAUCAGCGUGGCCACUCUGUGCCACGUGUACCACGGCCAGGAGGCCGCCCAGCAGCGCCCACGGGACUGUGAGGUCGAGAUGAUGGCUCAGCUCACGGGCAUCAUGGUGGUGGCCACGAUCUGCUGGAUGCCGCUGCUGGUGUUCAUCGCCCAGACGGUGCUGCGCAGCCCGCCCGCCAUGAGCCCGACCGGACAGCUGUCGCGAGCCACGGAGCAACGGCUGCUCAUUUACCUGCGCGUGGCCACCUGGAACCAGAUCCUGGACCCCUGGGUGUACAUCCUGUUCCGCCGGGCCGUGAUCCGGCGUCUCCACCCUUGCCUCGGCGCCCGGCCCAGGUCGCUGUCCCUGCAGCCCCAGCUCACCCAGAGGCCCACGGUGCAGUAGGACCCGGCGGGGGGACAGCCGGUCGGGGCGCUCCCGAGGGUCACGGCCGGUCUCUUCGGAAGCCCCAGGAGCCGGGAGCGUCGGAAGGACCGAGACGCCGAAGGGCAGGCCUGCGGGCUGUCCUCCAUCCGCCCUGGGGACUCCCUAACUCCUCCCUCCCGUCCCUUCUCCCCCCUCCCCCCAAGGGUGGGCAGGCCUGUGGGGUGGGUGUCCGAGGAGAUCAGACUUGCAAGCCUCCCCUUCCAGAAAUCCUCCAGAAGCGGGGGCCCUCGGACCCGAUACGACCUGCUUACUGGGGGGUACCGUUGGGUCAGCUUGACACCCCCACCCAAGAAGGCCCUGUUUAGAAAAUAUUGAGCAGGAAUAGGCAGGACACCCCCUCCCUGGCCAAAAUACGUCUUAGCCCCGCCGGCCGUCUUUGUUUCCCUCUGGGUCCAGACGGCAUAGAUCUUCACCGACAGGCGGGCGGCCGCCUGAGCAGAGCUGGGGUGCAGGGGAAGGGGGAGGGGAGGGGGCUGGGUUCUGACUCCUCACCUCCUUUCUGGAGUCUUGACUAAGCACUUUGUGGGUCCGGUCUCCUGUCAUCCUACAGUCCCUGGGGUUCUGGCAUUAAACCCAUUCGCAGGUGAGGAAAAGAGAGGAGACAGACAGAGACAGGCAGGACUGGGACGUGAACAAUUGCUACCCAGCCCCCCCGCCCCCGUCCCAAGCAGGGCUCACUCCCUCACUCGGGUAGCUGCUCCCACACCACUUCAGACCCCAGGGCCUUGAACAGAAGGCACUUGGCCCACAGCAGAUGCUCAAUAAACAUCCAUGGGAGGGACAGAGGACUGAGCCUUUACCACCCGUGUGUGUGUGUGUGUGUGUGUGUGUGCUCGUGCAGGUGCCCGAGCUCAUGCACAGCGCUUGGCAAAGAGCUUGGCACAGAGUAGACGCCUGAGAAGCACCCGGUGUGGUCACGUCAGCCCCCUAAACCCUCCUGCCUGCCCCUUCCUCUGUCUUCCCAGGAACUCCCCCCAGAAAUGACACAUCCAGCUGCCGG